CGAUUGGCCAAAGCCUGUCCUUUUACAUGCUUGCGAGCGGUGCUUCAGCGUGUUAUAAGCACAUUCAUCUGAAACAUUAAGGUACAGUAGGUGCCGGAAGACGUUGCCUCAUAUUUCCCGCAGUAUCUGACAAACAGGUGAACCAUGCCUUCAGUACCCUCCAGCACAGAGACCAGCAGCUUGGCCUUGGCCUGCCCGCACGCCACCAAGCUCCACUCCGGCCAGAUGCUCAUCAACGGCGACGACAGUGGCAAGAUUCGGCCUGGCCCCCUGCAGAAGAACGGGGAGGAGCACGGCAAGGCCUAUCCCGAGCCUCCGCAGCUCAACGGGGAAGAGAGCAACGGGGACAGGAAGUGGAUCCGCCCCGACCUGCCCAGCAGGUGCACCUGGAGGCUGGGCAUGUCCCCGGAAGCCUCCCCGCACAGCCAUCCUGAAAGGACGAAACCUUCUGGCAUUCUCCCCAACAUUCUGAGGAAGAUCGGGGACACCCCACUGGUGCGCAUGAACAAGAUUCCCAAGACUUUUGGACUGAAGUGCGAGCUUUUGGCGAAGUGCGAGUACUUUAACGCGGGGGGCAGCGUGAAGGACAGGAUCAGUCUGCGCAUGGUGGAGGACGCCGAGAGAGCUGGCAUCCUCAAACCUGGGGACACCAUCAUCGAGCCCACGUCUGGGAACACUGGUAUCGGGCUGGCUCUGGCAGCGGCAGUGAAAGGAUAUCGCUGCAUCAUCGUCAUGCCCGAGAAAAUGAGCAUGGAGAAGGUCGAUGUCCUGCGCGCUCUGGGAGCUGAGAUCGUCCGGACGCCCACCAGCGCUCGUUUCGACUCGCCGGAGUCGCAUGUGGGCGUGGCCUGGAGGCUGAAGAACGAGAUCCCCAACUCGCACAUCCUGGACCAGUACCGCAAUCCCAGCAACCCCCUGGCCCACUACGACACCACGGCCGAGGAGAUCCUGGAGCAGUGCGAUGGUAAGGUGGACAUGCUGGUGGCUGGCGCUGGGACAGGAGGAACCAUCACUGGCAUUGCCCGCAAGCUGAAAGAGAGAUGCCCAAACAUAAAGAUUGUCGGAGUGGACCCUGAGGGGUCGAUUCUGGCAGAGCCAGAGGAGCUGAACAAGACUGAUAAAACCCAGUAUGAGGUGGAGGGCAUCGGGUACGACUUCAUCCCCACCGUGCUGGACAGAUCUGUCGUGGACAGCUGGUUCAAAUCCAACGACGAGGACUCGUUCGCCAUGUCGCGCAUGCUGAUCAGGGAGGAGGGUCUUCUCUGCGGUGGCAGCUCGGGCACUGCCAUGUCUGCAGCUGUCCAGGUUGCUAAGGAGCUGAAGGAGGGACAGCGCUGUGUGGUCAUCCUGCCCGACUCCAUCCGCAACUACAUGUCCAAGUUCCUGAGUGAUAAGUGGAUGUGUCAGAAAGGCUUCUUGAGGGAGGAGGAACUCAUGGUGUCCAAGCCCUGGUGGUGGAACCGCACCCUGCAGGUCCUUAACCUGUGCGCCCCCCUGACCGUCUUGCCUACCGUCACCAUCAAGAGGACCAUCACCAUCCUGAAGGAGAAGGCCUUCGACCAGGCGCCCGUCGUCGACGAAUCUGGGGUGAUUUUGGGAAUGGUCACUCUUGGAAACAUGCUGUCCUCCGUGCUGGCCGGGAAGGUGAAGCCAUCUGACCCCGUCAGCAAGGUCCUCUACAAGCAGUUCAAGCAGGUGCGCCUGAUCGACAACCUGGGGAAAAUAUCCCGCAUCCUGGAGACGGAUCACUUCGCCCUGGUCGUUCACGAGCAGAUUCAGUAUCUGACGGACGGAUCGCCCGCCCUGAAGCAGAUGGUUUUCGGAGUGGUGACCGCCAUCGACCUGCUCAACUUCGUCACCACCCGGGAGAGGGCGCUGUCUCUCUCCGAGAGCACGGAAGAACUUUAAAUCCCUUCCUGCGUGUACGUAUGUGUGUGUGUGUGUGUGCCGUGCGUCGGUGUGUGAGUGCGAGGAUCGACCAGAAUCGAUAAGGUCGUUAGUUUUGCGGGCGGGGCUGCUCUGGCACAGGUGCACCCAAUCAAUCUACUGAUGUUUGUGAUGCCAGUAGAAAUCUGUGGAACUUUUGAUUCAGCUAGAGGGCCAUCUCAGAACCAUGAAUGUCUCUUCUUUUAUUUGUUGUUUUGAGUUGUGAUUUGUCACAACUGGAUGGAAUUUUGAACCCAGUGAAGAAUAGGUUUUUUGGAAUUAUUAUUUUUGGUUUUCAAAAUUACAAGUCGAUGUUCUGGAACUCUUUGCUUUCAAAGAACUUUCAAAAUAAAAUAAAUAAUCAAAAAUUAUACUGGGGAAUUUUACAAUUUUGAAAUAUUUACCAAAAAUAUUUGUUUAAUGUUACAUUUUUAAUUACUGAUUCCUGACUGGGAAAACCAAAACAAUUAUUGCACAUCUUAAGAGCAUCAUUAACAUAACAUCAUUAACAAGUUUCUAAAUUACAUUCUAAUUGAUAAUCUAUAACUUGGUAAAACAAAUAUGGAGGAUAAUCAUUUUCUGUCAGUCAUUUUCAAAAUUGUCCUGGAAUUCCUUAUUCUUCGAUGGUCCACAGACCAUGACUUUACUGUAAAAACACUUUGAUUCCUCAGAUCUGUAUUUCAUUUGUGAAGAGCUGGGUGGAUUUAUAUUUUAAUUUUAAUCAGCACAUUUUUUAACUGAUUUGUUUUUGCAGCUAAUCAUCUUUUGCUAUUUUGUCAGUAUAGUAUGUUUAUGGUUGGAAAACUAAAUGAAAUCACUAUUUUUAGCUGCUCUGCAAAAAUGUCUUGCAAUACCUAUAGCGUACCUAUAGCGGAAGUUCUUUUCGAAGUAUUUGAAUAAUAUCUACUUGAGUGAAGAGUUUUGGGUGAACUCGCAUGUUCGAAGGGAUUUGAUUGAUCAAAAAGAUGUAGAGGAAUGCAUAAUUAUUUUUCCUGCUCCAAAGUCAUAUUUGAUUUAAACAUUCUUUGAUCAGUAAUAGUGCAUGGUGAUUGGCUUAGCACAUCUACUCUCUAUUAGUGCCUGAGGGUCAGCACCAGAUCAGCUAGUGAAAGGAAUGCUUCCUUAAUUUUUCUUUUUGAGGGACGAACUUCAGACCGUUACAAAGUUGCGAUUCAAAAACCUGCUUAUUAUUCUGCUGGGUUUAACACAAUGUAGUGUGUUCUGGGUUAAUUUAGUGACAGGAAGUUUAGCACGUGGUUUCCCCGAAUUGAUCAAAUCUGCUCUUCCUCUUAUAGUAUUUACUUUUACUUUCUCACUCCCAAAAAUCAUCACCAAAGUUUUAUUUAUGUGCAUUUUUGUGAAGGUUAUAUUUCUACUGUAAAGUAUUUAAUUAGUGGCUGUAGUGCAACCUCCCAUGGGCUCAAAGUAUUGAAUCAGUUUGUGUAUUUUUUUCUCUUGUAUUUGUGGCGGUGUAGCGCCCUCUAUGGACUGAUAUAAAGCAUAGCAGGUGAAGUGGUUCCUGUAGACAUGAGCAAGCUGUAUUUUAAAUGACCUUUAAAAAAACACAUCUCUUGUCACACUCGACAUAGAGAGGGCUGGUUCAAGUCGCUUCCAUGGAGAUCGCCUGCUUCCACUAUAGAUGUGUUCUUGCUGGCCUGUUGUCCAAGGUAAAACUCUAUAGUGUAGUUACUCUGGAAACCUUGUUUAGUUGGCAAUUGGAAGUAUCUGGGUAGGACUAUAUUUAGACGUGUUUGGCCAAACCGAACUUGCACCCAAAAGAGCAUUGGGUAUUUUCUUGUAUUGAAACAAGAUGUUAAGGUGUACUUUUUGUUCGAUGUAGAGUGUGGUCAGCACAGGAGGUCUUUUAUACAGGCCACUGUUGGGGAAAUCUAGGCUUAAUUUGCAGGAUUUUUCCCUAUUUACUGUACCUUGACUUUGUUUAAAUGAUUGAAUUUAUGUUAUGACAAUGAAUUUUAUGCAGUUAAAGGUACAGGCAACUGGAUUCAAAUUUUGAUCAUAUCCCCCUAUUUAAUAUUUCUUUCAAGUUUUUGGCCCAAUUAUAACCAUUAAAUUGUAAUAAACAGUAUUUGCUUAUUGCGACCUGUUCAGCAGACAAGGACAGGGGGAGGGAGUGUGUCCUGUGCUAGAGUCAGAUGAUAGCAUAGACUAUACGAGUUACAGGUCAGAUGAUAGCAUAUAGACUAUAUAAGUUACAGGUCAGAUGAUAGCAUAGACUAUACGAGUUACAGGUCAGAUGAUAGCAUACAAGCUCCCGACCAAAUCAGAUGAAGUUACAGUCGGCAACGCACAGCAGGCAAAAUGUCAUAUACGGAGCCACCUCCUGAUUGGUCAGUGGGAAUUGAAACAGAAUUUUCACACAUGACCUCUCACACCUGACGAAUUCAAGCCAAUUGUGCCCAAAUUUUUUUCACACUCAAAAAAACAAUCAAGAGUCUGUAAGCCAGUCAGAUUGGUUUGGAAUGGUUUUCUUGCAUAACUAAUGCCAGGUUAACUCCACCUACUGAAAACCUUGCAUUUUGCCAAGGGGGAGAGCAAACCAAUUUCAGCACAGGCCUUUGUGUUUUUUUUUUUCGGUUUUUUUUUACAAGAAUCAAUUAAAAAAUAUUUCUCGGCCAUUUGUGAAUGCAAAAAAAAAAAAAAAAGUAUUAAAAUGGCACAUCAGCGAAGAAUUGAGAUUUCAGUUUCCUGGACCUUUAACAUAUACCAAGACAAUUAAGAAUGAGAUGAGAUGGAUACUUUUAUUUGUCCCCGUGGGGAAAUUGGUUUGCAGCAUAAUCAAGGCAUUUCAUCACAAAAAUCACUAUUAGACAUACUAUUUGCAUGAACACAUGCAAAUGCAAACACAUGCAAAUGCAGAAAUAUCCCUUGGGGAAACUGACAAUAUAAAAAAAUAAAAAAUCAGAUAUUCAGUAUAUUAACUUAAUUGGACAGUUUCUGUUUCUUCUCACCCAUCCUUGCUUGGAGUUGACAAAAUCAAAGCUGUUGAUUUUUAUUUUCUGAGUCUUUUAUCCUCAGGCGCUGUAAUGCAAAAAAUGGCUUCAAAUAAAGGUUUGUUCUGAUUACUGCAAA
Anguilla rostrata (American eel) is the source of this 5016-nucleotide messenger RNA. RefSeq names its product cystathionine beta-synthase-like. The transcript has 15 exons. The record is from RefSeq and is a predicted model, not a curated record. Gene Ontology annotation, molecular function: cystathionine beta-synthase activity. Lineage: Eukaryota; Metazoa; Chordata; Actinopteri; Anguilliformes; Anguillidae. Gene Ontology annotation, cellular component: cytoplasm. Bases 145 to 1908 code for a protein of 587 amino acids.